Molecule: messenger RNA, 1783 nt
Organism: Beta vulgaris subsp. vulgaris (sugar beet)
Lineage: Eukaryota; Viridiplantae; Streptophyta; Magnoliopsida; Caryophyllales; Amaranthaceae
Exons: 8
Coding region: 108-1403 (431 amino acids)
Biological process (GO): carbohydrate metabolic process
Cellular component (GO): extracellular region
Molecular function (GO): oligosaccharide binding; chitin binding
Source: RefSeq, a predicted model, not a curated record
ACGAUGGAGGGAGUAAUAGAUGGAGGAAGUAAAUGACCGCUUAAAAUAAAAAUGGGUUCUAAACAGUAAACAUCUGUCACAUGAUUCUCCGACGAGAAUAACAUCCAAUGGCCAAAAAGCAACCAAAACCCGACUCAACUCGCCGUCGAAACCGAGUCGAACCAUCAACUCAACGAGUUCAACCAACAAACUCACCUUCCAAAAACCUCCAUAGCAGCAACAACAAAUUCUUCGGCAUCUUCUUCGUCGUCGUCUUCAUCGUAUUUCCCGCCAUAUCCAUACUCAUCUUCCUCCAUUUAAAAAACUCUCAUCCUCCUACUUCAUUUGUUCAUCAGCGAGGUCUCGUCAAAUCGGAUGUUAAUUUCCAGGAAAUUCUUACUGAAAAUUCUAGGGUUUCCGAUAAUGUUAGUCAUCGGCAUUUCAGCAAUCCUGUUUUGGCUUACAUUACUCCUUGGAAUGCAGCAGGCUAUGAUUUAGCUAAAAGGUUCUUACCCAAGUUUACACAUGUAUCACCUGUAUGGUAUGAUCUUAAGAGUCAAGGGACCAAAUUAGUUCUGGAGGGAAGACACAACGCUGAUGUGGGAUGGAUGUCUGAGCUGAGAUUACGAGGAAACGCUCAGGUUCUACCAAGGGUGGUCCUUGAAGCAGUGCCAAGAGACCUGCUCAGAAACAAGAAACUGAGAGACAAAGCUAUUGAUCUUGUUAUAACAGAGUGCAAGGAUAUGGGCUAUGACGGUGUUGUCCUAGAAUCUUGGUCUAGAUGGGCUUCUUAUGGUGUCCUCCAUGAUGUUUACAUGAGGAAAAUGGCACUACAAUUUAUUAAGCAACUUGGCGACGCUCUGCAUAAUGUCAAUUCACGUAGGGAUAGUCAACCUCUGCAGCUAGUGUUUGUCAUAGGUCCUCCAUAUUCAGAGAAGCUUGAAGCUCAUGAUUUCGGACCAGAAGAUUUCCAGACCCUUGGGGAGUCUGUUGAUGGUUACUCACUAAUGACAUAUGACUACUCAAGUCCGUAUAGUCCUGGUCCUAAUGCACCACUGAAGUGGGUGCAUUCCACGAUUGAACUCCUCCUUGGUACAGAUAGAAAAAACCUCGCCAACAAGAUAUUUGUUGGAAUCAAUUUCUUUGGGAACGAUUUUGUAAUAGCUGAAGGUGGUGGUGCUCGAGCAAUUACUGGCAGGGGUUAUCUCUCUCUAGUGGACCAAUACAAACCCAUCAUAAGGUGGCAAACGGACUUUGCAGAGCAUUUCUUCUUGUACUCCGAUGAUCAACAUCACGAACAUGCAGUCUUCUAUCCUACUCUGAUGUCAAUAGCAGAGCGACUAGAGGAAGCACGUUCAUGGGGUGCUGGUAUCUCAAUCUGGGAAAUAGGCCAAGGACUAGAUUAUUUCUUUGAUCUUCUUUAGGUACAAACUCUAGUGACACUGCGCCAGUUAUUAGCUAGUCUUGAUCACCUUAGAGCAUUUGGAGUCAACUCGGUCUUCCUCCAUUGGCUGUUAAGUGGUUUUAGGAUGCACCUCAUUGGAAUUUGUAUAUGGUCUGUUCUUCGUCCUACACAGGCUCGCACCGAGCUUGCUGUUGCUGAAAAUCUUACAUUUGAUAGAAGGGAAAGGAAAAUCUUAUAGUGGUGGAAUUAAACUCACUACGAAGAACUAAAUUUUUGGUAUAAUUUGCCAAGAAUUACCUUUCAAAUAGUCACGUCUGUCACUUAUCCUUGUAUAAUUUCCUUUUUGAGGGCUACUAUUUCUUUUUUCUUCUGAUAUAUUUGCAUUUAUUUUGCUUUUAA